GGCCGAGGGGAGGGAGCGUCGGCUGCGGCGAGGGGGAGGCGGCGCCUGAGCCCGGGCCGCCCCAGCGCUGGCUCCUCUCCCCGGAACAGGCCCCCGACAGCUGCUCGCGGGAGCCGCCUCCCGACACCCGAGCCCCGCCGGCGCCGCCUGCUCGCGGCUCCUGGCUCCCUCCGCCUCCCCCUCCCCUCGCCCCGCCGCCGCCGCGGAGGCCCUAGUGCGGGGAUCGCGCGCCUGGGUCUGCCAGGAAGAUCGGUGAAAGAAAUGCUGCCCCCACCGCCUUAAGCCUGUGGGAUCUGGAACUAUGGGGCCGGGGGCCCUGUCGUGUCUCCUGCUGCUGUUGCUCUUGGUGAUGACUGGAGAUGCUUCUGACAUGAAAGGACACUUUGACCCUGCCAAGUGCCGCUAUGCCCUGGGCAUGCAGGACCGGACCAUCCCAGACAGCGACAUCUCUGUUUCCAGUUCCUGGUCAGACUCCACUGCUGCCCGCCACAGCAGGCUGGAGAGCAGCGACGGGGACGGGGCCUGGUGCCCUGCGGGGCCCGUGUUUCCCAAAGAGGAGGAGUAUCUGCAGGUGGAUCUCCGACGGCUGCACCUGGUGGCUCUGGUGGGCACCCAGGGGCGCCACGCUGGGGGCCUGGGCAAGGAGUUCUCCCGUAGCUACAGGCUACGUUACUCCCGGGAUGGCCACCGCUGGAUGGACUGGAAGGACCGUUGGGGCCAGGAGGUGAUCUCAGGCAAUGAGGAUCCUGGUGGGGUGGUGCUGAAGGACCUUGGGCCCCCCAUGGUGGCCCGGCUGGUUCGCUUCUACCCACGGGCUGACCGGGUCAUGAGCGUCUGUCUGCGGGUGGAACUCUAUGGCUGCCUUUGGAGGGAGGGCCUCCUGUCUUACACAGCCCCUGUGGGGCAGACCAUGUACCUCUCUGAGGCAGUACACCUCAAUGACUCCACCUACGAUGGCUACACUGUUAGCGGUCUGCAGUAUGGUGGCCUGGGCCAGCUGGCUGAUGGUGUGGUAGGACUGGAUGACUUCAGGCAGAGCCAGGAGCUGCGGGUGUGGCCAGGCUACGACUAUGUGGGAUGGAGCAAUCACAGCUUUCCCAGCGGCUAUGUGGAGAUGGAGUUUGAGUUUGACCGGCUGAGGGCUUUCCAGGCCAUGCAGGUCCACUGCAACAAUAUGCACACGCUGGGAGCCCGUCUGCCUGCCGGGGUGGAAUGUCGCUUUCGGCGAGGCCCUGCCAUGGCCUGGGAAGGGGAGCCGGUGCGCCAGGUCCUGGGUGGCAGCCUCGGGGACCCCAGAGCCCGGGCUGUGUCUGUGCCCCUGGGUGGUCGUGUGGGGCGCUUUCUGCAGUGCCGUUUCCUCUUUGGGGGGCCGUGGUUACUCUUCAGUGAAAUCUCCUUCAUCUCUGAUGUGGUGAAUGACUCCUCCCAGGCUCUGGGAGGCACCUUCCCGCCUGCUCCCUGGUGGCCCCCGGGCCCGCCUCCCACUAACUUCAGCAGCUUGGAACUGGAGCCUCGAGGCCAGCAGCCGGUGGCCAAGGCGGAGGGGAGCCCGACGGCCAUCCUCAUCGGCUGCCUGGUGGCCAUCAUCCUGCUGCUGCUGCUCAUCAUUGCCCUGAUGCUUUGGAGGCUGCACUGGCGCCGGCUCCUGGGCAAGGCUGAGCGUCGGGUCUUAGAAGAGGAGCUGACAGUUCAUCUGUCUGUCCCGGGUGACACCAUCCUUAUCAACAACCGCCCAGGGCCUCGAGAGCCGCCCCCUUACCAGGAGCCCCGGCCUCGGGGGAACCCACCUCACUCUGCUCCCUGUGUGCCCAAUGGCUCUGCGUUGCUGCUCUCCAAUCCAGCCUACCGCCUCCUUCUGGCCACUUACGCCCGUCCCCCUCGAGGCCCGGGCCCCCCCACACCCGCCUGGGCCAAACCCACCAACACCCAGGCCUGCACUGGCCACUACAUGGAGCCCGAGAAGCCGGGCACCCCGCUUCUGCCCCCGCCUCCCCAGAACAGUGUCCCCCAUUAUGCCGAGGCUGACAUUGUUACCCUGCAGGGUGUCACUGGGGGUAACACUUAUGCUGUGCCUGCGCUGCCCCCAGGGGCAGUUGGAGAUGGACCCCCCAGAGUGGAUUUUCCUCGGUCACGGCUCCGCUUCAAGGAGAAGCUUGGCGAGGGCCAAUUUGGGGAGGUGCACCUCUGUGAGGUUGAAAACCCCCAAGACCUGGUCAGUCUCGAUUUCCCCCUUCAUGUGCGCAAGGGACACCCCUUGCUGGUGGCUGUCAAGAUCCUGCGGCCAGAUGCCACCAAGAAUGCCAGGAACGACUUCCUGAAGGAGGUGAAGAUCAUGUCCCGGCUCAAAGACCCAAACAUCAUCCGGCUGUUGGGCGUGUGUGUGCAGGAUGACCCACUGUGCAUGAUCACAGACUACAUGGAGAAUGGAGACCUGAACCAGUUCCUCAGUGCCCACCAGCUGGAGGACAAAGCGGCUGAGGGAGCCCCUGGUAGUGGGGAGGCCGCUGCUGGGCCCACCAUCAGCUACCCAAUGCUGCUGCAUGUAGCAGCCCAGAUCGCCUCUGGCAUGCGUUACCUGGCCACACUCAACUUCGUGCAUCGUGACCUGGCCACACGGAACUGCCUGGUUGGGGAAAAUUUCACCAUCAAAAUCGCCGACUUUGGCAUGAGCCGGAACCUCUACGCCGGGGACUAUUACCGCGUGCAGGGCCGGGCAGUGCUGCCCAUCCGGUGGAUGGCCUGGGAGUGCAUCCUCAUGGGCAAGUUCACGACGGCGAGUGACGUGUGGGCCUUUGGGGUGACACUGUGGGAGGUGCUGAUGCUCUGCAGGGCCCAGCCCUUCGGGCAGCUCACCGAUGAGCAAGUCAUCGAGAACGCAGGAGAGUUCUUCCGGGACCAGGGCCGGCAGGUGUACCUGGCCCGGCCGCCAGCCUGCCCGCAGAGCCUGUACGAGCUGAUGCUUCGGUGCUGGAGCCGGGAGCCUGAGCAGCGGCCGCCCUUCUCCCAGCUGCAUCGCUUUCUGGCAGAGGAUGCGCUCAACACGGCGUGAACUGCAGUGCCCAGUUGCCCCCUCCUUCGGGGAGCCAUCCAGGGAAGCCAGCAAUGUUAGAGCCAGAGGAGCCAAUGGCACCCACCCUCACCCUCAGCCGCUCAUCACCUCUGAGAGGCGAUGUGACUGCAGGUGGGCCCCUCCUUGUGGCUACCCGAUGGCUUCUGUCGCCCACCUAGCUGGCUCUGUGGAUGGGAUUCUUUCUGACCACUUCCAGCCAUGCCUGGGGGAAGGGUGGGGGCAGAUGUAGGGCAGACACUGGACAUGGCCUUCGGAGCACCUGGGCCCCACUGGACAACACUGGUGCUGGGGGGAGGCUGUGCCCCCUGGCUUCUCUCUCUUCCUGUCACACACUGGACCCCACUGGCUGAGAAUUCGGGGAGAUGGUGAGGAGGACAAGAAGGGGAAACAGAUACUCCCUUGAGCCCCAUCCUGGAAUUGUCCUCAGCUUUGACUUGUCCUCCAGCACCCCCUGCAACACUGGAACAUGGGGGUAGCCCCUGCCCUGACCCUCCGUCACCCCCACUUCCCACCCGCCAUGUUGUAGCUAGAACUUCCCUAAGUCUAUACGUUUCUGUGGAGUAAAUAUUGGGAUUAGGGGGAACAGGGAAGCAAUGGCCUGUGGCCUUGGGGUUGGACAUCUCUCUUGUAGUUGCCACAUUGGUUUUUCUAUAAUCACUUGGGGUUUGUACAUUUUGUGGGGAGAGACAGAUUUUUACACUAAUAUAUGAACCUAGCUUGAGGCAGUUGUAAUCUCCUGCACUAGGCAGGCAAUAAUAAAGGUUGAGUUUUCCACA
Molecule: messenger RNA, 3846 nt
Organism: Ochotona princeps (American pika)
Lineage: Eukaryota; Metazoa; Chordata; Mammalia; Lagomorpha; Ochotonidae
Gene: DDR1
Product: discoidin domain receptor tyrosine kinase 1
Exons: 18
Coding region: 302-3049 (915 amino acids)
Biological process (GO): multicellular organism development; positive regulation of kinase activity; cell surface receptor protein tyrosine kinase signaling pathway
Cellular component (GO): signaling receptor complex; membrane
Molecular function (GO): ATP binding; collagen binding; protein tyrosine kinase collagen receptor activity
Source: RefSeq, a predicted model, not a curated record